Molecule: messenger RNA, 1894 nt
Organism: Sphaerulina musiva SO2202
Lineage: Eukaryota; Fungi; Ascomycota; Dothideomycetes; Mycosphaerellales; Mycosphaerellaceae
Exons: 4
Coding region: 38-1285 (415 amino acids)
Biological process (GO): nuclear-transcribed mRNA catabolic process, non-stop decay; ribosome disassembly; nonfunctional rRNA decay
Cellular component (GO): cytoplasm
Source: RefSeq, a predicted model, not a curated record
CUCAGGACGAAUUGGUUCGUUCCAUUUUACAAACAAGAUGCGUCUAAUCAAGCAGAACAUCAUACAAAAAGAUGGCUCCGGAACAGCAACGCUUCUUCCCGAAGAGCCCGAAGAUAUGUGGCACUGUUACAACCUCAUCCGGCCUUCAGACAAGCUUCGCGCGUCCGCCAUACGAAAAGUCGUCACCGAAGGCGCCGCGGGCAGCACGCGAAAUGAGCGCGUGCACAUGACCUUGACCAUCACCGUCACGAAACUCGACUUCGAUCCACAGGCCGGGCAGCUGCAUGUAUCCGGGCAGGUGGCAGAAGAGAACAAGUGGGUCAAGCUGAAUAGCUUCCACACUUUGGACCUCGAAUUGCAGCGGAAUUUCACACUGGAAAAGGCCGAUGGCUGGGAUAGCGUCGCUCUAGAAACGUUGAAAGAGGCUAUAGAUCAGGACAAGAGGGCAGUGUUGUGGGCCGUGGUCAUGGCAGACGGGCUGGCGAACAUCUGUCUCAUCACCGAGCAUCAGACCAUACUGCGGCAAAAGAUCGAAGUCAGCCUGCCAAAGAAACGUGCAGGCUCGAGUGAUCAUGAAAAGUCCCUACAGCGCUUCUUCCAAAUCACAUACGAUUCUCUUCUGCGACAGAUUGACCUCACGAAUCCCAUCCCGCUGCUUCUUGCCAGUCCCGGUUUUACGGCGAGCCUGUUCCAUUCCUUCAUCAAAACCCAAGCAAGCACAACCGCCAACAAGCAGCUGGCACAGCUCAUCCCCAAAAUCACGAUAGCCCACUCGGCUUCGGGCCACCUUCACGCACUGGGCGAAGUUCUAGCCAGUCCUGCAGUCACCUCGAAGCUGAGCGAUACCAAGUUUGCGCGCGAGACACAGCUCAUGGACAAGUUCCUGGAAAUGAUGCGGAAAGAUGACCAGAGAGCGUGGUAUGGACCGAGAGAGUGUGCAACAGCAGUUGAAAGAGGUGCAGUGGGGAAGGGAGGGGGCGUCCUGCUGAUUUCCAAUUCCUUAUUCCGAAGCCAGGACAUUAAGACACGGAAGAAAUGGGUUGGUGUUGUAGACGAAGUCAAAGCUCAAGGUGGCGAGGUGAGAGUGUUGAGUAGUAUGCACGAAAGCGGAAAGAGAUUGGAAGGACUGGGAAGCAUCGCUGCGAUUCUUACAUUCCCGAUUGAGGAUCUCGACGACGGGCUGGACGACUUCGAAGGGGGCUACGAUUUGGACGACGAUGAUGAAGUGAAUGGCACUGGCGUGGAGGGCAAACAUGAUGUCCACGAGGAUGUCGAUUUUCUAUGAGAUAUGACGUAUGACGAGAGCAUGAACGCAACGAAGUCCACGAGAUUCAGAGGAUCAGAAAGGCACUCAGCUUUGAUAGGUACCUCCAGAUGAAGAGUUGCCGAGAACAGAUCUUCGGAGAGAUUUCGCGAUGUGAAUCGAUGUCGCGACGCGACAUGACGGCGUCCAGUCCCAGGGACGUCCACAGCACAGAAACAGCCACCACGUCAAGGUAAUCUCGUACGAUGUCAAUGCGGCCUCCAAGUUGCCAAUAAUGGAUGGACAUGGUCUAGCGCUGAUAGAAGCCUACUACACCCACACACAAGUGACAAGACACACGUGGUUGGUAUGAUUACCAUUGACCAGCCACAGAUCGAGAUGAUCGAGUCGAUGCAGAGCUCUCGGGUCGAAUUAACAAUUUUGUAUGACAAGACCUUAUCACGUCCUUACCUUAAGAUACAGGCACAGGUACAGGUACAGGUACAGGUAACCUUAGUGAACUUCGGCCGAGCCCAAAAGAAAUUUCCCCUGGCCUCGGACGAGUUACCUACAAUGCAGUACCUGACAGUACUGUACUACAGUAUGUAGUGUAAGCAUUCAUCAUCAUCAUCAUCAGAGUCUUUGAGGUCU